Messenger RNA from Penicillium psychrosexuale, 957 nucleotides. Its product is annotated as transcriptional regulator family TF. The record is from RefSeq and is a predicted model, not a curated record. The transcript has a single exon. NCBI's taxonomy places the organism in Eukaryota, Fungi, Ascomycota, Eurotiomycetes, Eurotiales, Aspergillaceae. Bases 1 to 957 code for a protein of 318 amino acids.
AUGAAACUUGUCAUCUUCGGAGGAAACGGCAUUUUGACACGUCGGCCAACCUCAGUAUCACCUUUCAUAAGCGGCCCUCCAAACCCGUCGAUACACCCAGUCGCGGAUGCGGAGUCACCAUUGCAGCAAAGUUCAAGGGGAAUGGACCUUUUAUCCCCACCGCCCGACCGGUUACGACCAGAGAUAAGGCGGCGAGACCCGUUGACGUCGUGCCCUUCCAAUAGCCCACUACCGACAUUAAAGGAAAGCAUUCUUCGUGAUGCCGUAACGUUCCAUCGUCUGUCACAGCAGUUCCUUCGCAAAAUUGCUAUGUUGGAUCGCCACCGUCGGCCACGUGGGUCCAUCGAAGAUGAAGUGGAAGUCACUGCCAGCGCCAGUCAGAUUAUCAACGAUCUUCACCAGCUUUGGAAAAGCCGCCCUGUAAUUUUGAACUCCGAUUUCGAGCAACUCAAAGACUCAUUACAACUACAUCUUGCGAAAGAUAUUUCCCGACUACUCUGCGUGAUUCGGGCAUGCUUUUGGUCUAAUUUUUGUUAUUUAUACAGGGCUGCAUGGUGGGACCAUCUAGCACAAGGAGAUGAAAGGUCGGCUGCCGAUAAUACAUGGGCAGCACUUCGUGGAAGUGUCGACCAGCCAAUUGUGAUUUCUGAAAACUUCGUAUCUGACAUUGAUGAUUGGGAUGAGUCGCCUCUCAACAGCACAGCAAUGUGGGCUCUCUUCACAUUCGCGACCGAAUGCGCCGACUCUGUCAAAGUUGCGUGGUGUAUUGCUAAGCUUCGCCAAUUGAGUCUGGUGAAAUCCGACUAUGGACCAGGGGGCGAGCAUGCGAGCAUUCAUGCUGGUAAAGCUGCGCGCCUACUACAAGAAGUAACAGACCAACAAAGAGCAAAGAAUGCUCGGGUCGACGUGCGUUAUAUUUCCCUCGACCUGUUCGGCUUUAUGUUCCCCAUUAUUUAG